Messenger RNA from Durusdinium trenchii, 1607 nucleotides. Lineage: Eukaryota; Dinophyceae; Suessiales; Symbiodiniaceae. The record is from the annotation of a GenBank genome assembly.
GUGGAAGGCUUGAAACAAAUUAUCACUACAACUAGGAGCUGGUCAUAAAUUUGUCUUUAAAUUGGAAAGCAGCAACUGUGGCUCAAUGAUAAGAUGGCAUUUUGCAACUUCAUUUGAUGAUGCGCCCAUUGUACCUGCAAAUGUUGUGUAGAUGCUGUAACAUGCUAACCAAAAAAGGACAUUGGAGAAUUGUGUCUUGGACUCAGACUGCAAGCAGAGACGCUAGCCUUGUAGAUUUCGCACUUCUUCUUUGGCCUUCGAGCAGCAUGGCGGAAUGUCCGCCAGAGCAAGAGAACGAAGAGAGCCGGGCAGCCUUGCGGUUUCUGAAAAAAUGUAGAAAGGACAUGCAGCUUUGGAAGCUGUUGGUCAGCAAACCCUUUGUGGCCAAGCGGCUUUGCGACUCCUUAGCCGCUGAGGUGAAGUCUGACCAAGCCUUCGCUGCAGCUGUGGCAGCGAUUGCUCCAAGUUCGCACCCAAAGAAGGUCAAGCGAAGGAAUUCGGAGGCUCCCGCUUCCUUGGGCAGCGCAUGGCCUCCGAAGUCGCGCAGGCGCUUGUGCUACAAGCAAGGCUGCCGAAGUUGGAAAAGUCUCAUUCUUUGCACAGACUUGGUGGGUUUUAUUGGACUUUGUCCUUCGGGCUACUGGAGGAUCGAAGGGAUUGGAUGUUUGAACGUGAAUUUGAUGGCGCACAUCUUGAGCUUCGCAGAUCUUGGGAGCAAGCUGUCAGGCGCUUUGCGUGUGGCGAAGGGCUUCCAUGAGGUCUUGCAAGUCGGUGCUGCGUGGGAUCCGCUGGUCGUGGAUCAACAGCACUGCCGGGGCAUGUUGCACCUCUUGCGAGCCAUGUCGGUGUUUUCUGCGCUGGGUGAGUCUGUGCAGCCUGCGGGCCGCUUCCCUGGAGGAUUCUUUGAGUCCUCCAAGGUGGAGAUCGUGCUGAUGGACCCGGAAAAGCCGCUUCGUGAUCUUGAUAGCGAUACGGAAGAGGAUGAACCACGAGCAAGAAGACCGCUCAAAAUCUUGUGUCCUAUGAGAGAGUUUGGUAGAGGCUGGCAUUUCUUCAAGAGCGUCUCGGAGCUGACCCUGAAAAACAUUGACAGCUUUACCAUGAGCUUUGACUUUGUAAACUUUCGAUGCGUGAGCUUGCAAAAAUUUGGCAUGGUGAAGUGCGAGUAUGCCGGGAACAGGAGGUAUAGCUUGUACGCGCGGAAGAAUGAACCCCCACCUUUGGUUGACUGCUCCCAUGUGGCGACCCUCAACUCGAACCGGAUUCCAAGAUCCGUUCGCAGACUCAGCACGACACUUUCAGAGCGCGAGGCCCUGUUUUUGCUGGAGCACUCGACUGCAUUCAAGAAUGGCAACGACAUGCGCUUCACUCAUGAUCGUUUCAUGAUGGUCACUUCCCACGAGGUCCGCAAGAAGUACAAAGAAGUCGUGAAGCAUCUGAGGGAGCAAUUUGCAGGACGUUUUCCGGGUUUUGAGCAGUUAAGUCAAGCAAAUGCUUCCUGAGAGAAGUAUCUUCGAACCUCACCUGGAAUGAGAGCAAGAGGUGGAGUCUUUUUAAAAGCUGCCACAUCUGUAUCACGGUGAUUGCGCGAGGAUAUCGUUCAACAA